Molecule: messenger RNA, 1191 nt
Organism: Hydra vulgaris (swiftwater hydra)
Lineage: Eukaryota; Metazoa; Cnidaria; Hydrozoa; Anthoathecata; Hydridae
Source: RefSeq, a predicted model, not a curated record
AAUAGUAUUUAAGGAUAUUUUUUCAGAAGAAUGACAGAGUUAUCAAAUAAAGGCAAUGUCAGCAUUUCAAACAAAGAACAGCAGUUCAAACAAAGAAAUGCAUUAUUAGAACAAAAGACAGCAAGUCUAAUAAGUGAGGCAGAAGCAGUUUUUAAAGUUCAUGAAGCCUUAUUUGCUGAUAUAUCCAUCAAUGAUGUUUCUAAAAACUCAGAGAAUGUAAAUAAAGAUGUAAAAGAAAAUAUUCCAACCAAUCAAACUUGCAUUAAAUCUGGUGCUACUAAAAAUCAGAAGUUAUCUUUGAACGCACAGAAGAAACCUGCAAAAAAGUUAAAUCAAAGAACUCUUUCAAAUAUUUCUGCAAUUGAAGAAAGAGCUUUGUUUGCUGAUCAUAUUAAUAAUAUUGAAAUUAGUAACGACUCUUAUACCCCAUCAGCUGAAGAUGUUAUUCCAAUUAUUUCUGAAAUUGGUUCAGAUGCCUCAAUGCGUUAUUUAAAAGCAAAACUUCGUGUGAUGCAGGAAGAAUAUCAGAAAUUAGAAAUUCAAUGUCAAGAAAAAGAAAAUAUUAUUUUUCAACUUAAUAAUGUUAUCAAAGAAAAAGAAGAAUCAGAAAAUCUGCAAAUUAAAAAAAACUCCAUUUUGCAAUCUGGAAUAGAGAAGUCUAAAAAGCUACAAGAAGAACUUAGUACCAAAAAUUGUGACUUGGAAAGUCAAUUAAUAAACUUCAAAAAGGAAAUUGAUAGUUUGGCUCGUGAAAAGAAAAAUGCAUUGUCAACAAUUAGUUCUCUAGAAGUAAGACUUUUUUCACUUUGGAGACAAUAUCAUUAAAUGAGAUGACAGGAGCAAUUGUAAUUUGUAAUUUAUUCGUCCUUUGGAAAUGAUGAUAGCAAUUAUUUGGUUGGCUGCAGAUUUUAAUUUAUAUGAAAAGUAAUAAUAUCUGAAACUUUUUUUUUCAUUUAAACGAAUAACUUCAGUAUAUACUUUGAUUUUAACAAUAAACAAAAACACUAUCUACCUAGAUAGUUUUUGUUGUUGGUGUAAAAGAAUUUUUAUUAUGUUGUUGAUACAAAUAUUUUUUUUUCCAACGGUAACAUUUUCAACAAUUUGCGAAUAAACAAAUAUAAUAAACAGCAACUCAAAAAACACGACCAGUUAUAUAAAUAUUCGAAGUCCUAACCUUCUUUGUAUUCUUUU